Molecule: messenger RNA, 369 nt
Organism: Rhizophagus irregularis DAOM 181602=DAOM 197198
Lineage: Eukaryota; Fungi; Glomeromycota; Glomeromycetes; Glomerales; Glomeraceae
Source: RefSeq, a predicted model, not a curated record
AUGAACCGUUUACAUAUCUUAAUUUUCAUUCUUUUUACCUUUCUCUUCGUUACCGCUUUUUCAGAAGAGGAUUUAAUACCUGUCAAACAACUUACUGCUAAUCUUCUCAAAAUCAGAAAAGUUGGACACAAUAAAUUAAUUGCGGAAGUUACAUGGGAUGGAACAUUUGAAAGAGAUGAUGAACCGGUUAAAACCAAAUUUAGAUGUUUUUCUGAUGCUGUGACUGUUAAAGGUCCUAAGCAUGGUGUAUUCGGUGACCGUAAGGUCAAUUUCGAAAUAAAGGUUCACAAAAAGAAUGUCAAAGUGAAAUGUCGAUAUGGAACUAAAGAUAUUUCCUCAUUCAAGAAUGUAUUUUAUUUCCGAACUUAA